GGGUGGGGGGAAGAGAGCCAGGGUUUCUCACCUAGCUAGUGGCCUGGGUGAAAGGGGGUGCUGAGGCAAUGUUGAGGAGACUGGAGCUGAGUUGAUGGGCCCAGAGAAAAUACAUAUGCGCAGGAACCCAGCUGUACAUGGUGCGGGUCCGAGCCGUGGUGAUGGCCCGAGAUGACUCCAGUGGGGGCUGGCUGCCUGUGGGGGGCGGGGGCCUCAGCCAGGUGAGCGUUUGUCGGGUCCGAGGGGCCAGACCCGAGGGGGGGACCCGCCAGGGGCACUACGUCAUCCACGGGGAGCGCCUACGGGACCAGAAAACCACUUUGGAGUGUACCCUGAGACCAGGCUUGGUUUACAACAAAGUGAACCCUAUCUUCCACCACUGGAGCCUAGGCGACUGCAAGUUUGGGCUGACAUUUCAGAGUCCUGCAGAAGCUGAUGAGUUCCAGAAGAGUCUGCUGGCUGCGCUGGCCGCACUCAGCCGUGGCUCGCUCACCCCCUCCUCUUCCUCUUCCUCCUCCUCUCCUUCCCAGGACACUGCAGAGACACCCUGCCCUCUGACGUCCCACGUGGACAGCGACUCCUCCUCCAGUCACAGCCGCCAGGAGACGCCUCCCACCUCGGCUGCGGCUCCUAUUGUCACCGUGGAGUCAGCUUCCCUCUUCACCUCGGCCUCUCCGCCCCAGCGCCGCCGCUCCUCGGCUCAGAGCUACCCUCCGCUUCUACCGUUCACUGGGAUACCGGAGCCUCCAGAGACCCUAGCCGGGGCAGGGAGCCAGGGCUGGUGUGGCCGUGGCUAUGAGGAUUACCGGCGAUCUGGACUACCGGCACCUCUCGCCCAGUCUACCUGCGUCGUGAGCUUCCCCAAGACUGGUGCAUUGAGGGGUGCAGCCCUAGGACCCCCAGUAUCCCUACCUACCCCUCUCACCGAAGCUGCACCCCCAGCACCUCCAGCUCGUCCACCCCCGGGCCCGGGCCCCACCCCUGCUCCAGCCAAGGCCUCCCCAGAGGCCGAGGAGGCAGCGCGCUGUGUGCACUGCAGAGCGCUCUUUCGUCGUCGUGCGGAUGGCCGUGGAGGUCGCUGUGCGGAGGCCCCGGACCCAGGUCGCCUCCUGGUGCGCAGGCUCAGCUGCCUGUGGUGCGCUGAGAGCUUGCUCUACCAUUGCCUGUCGGACGCUGAGGGCGACUUCUCGGACCCGUGCGCCUGCGAGCCGGGCCAUCCGCGCCCUGCUGCGCGCUGGGCCGCGCUGGCCGCUCUCUCCCUGGCAGUGCCCUGCCUCUGCUGCUAUGCGCCCUUGCGUGCGUGUCACUGGGUCGCAGCACGAUGUGGCUGCGCAGGCUGCGGGGGUCGUCACGAGGAGGCUGCGCGGUGAGGACCGGGUGCUGGGUCCGGAAGGCUGAGGAUCCAAACUGGAGGGUCCAGGAUCCUGAACUCCUUGUGAACCUGAAACCCAAACCUAGGCACAUCCGGAACUUGGAGCUAGAGUUUGGAUUGAGAGAUACCAGAUCUGGUACCUGGACCGGAAACCUAGAACUGAGAUCCCAGACCCAGCUUCAUCAGGAUGGCCGUCGAGGGGACCCAGGUGUCCUGAAUUCUGGAUUCUUUUUCCCUGUUCCUCACUGAGGAGACUACAGACAUCUCCAAACUCUGUAUCUCAGAGGGCCCAGGAGCACACACAUCCCUGAGACUCAAGGAACUUGGACCCUGGCUUUGUCUAAAUGCCCAUCCCAGACCUGGGUCAUAUCUGACACCAUAAACACUCUGAUUCCAUAUCUCCCCCUACCCCUGAGUUAGUCAGGAGUUGCUAAUACCUGACCCUUCCUAAUCAAAUGAGUCCCUAGGUCUUGAGACCAGGGGACCCAGAAUCACCCCCAAUAUGGUCCUUGAAUUUUCACCUACGACCUGGUGUACCCACAUCUGGGAUAGUCUCGUGGCCCCAGUCUACCCACUCCUGAGUAUCCACAGAUCUGACCUUCAGUUGAUAUCCAAGUGACUUCAGGUUUAAGAUGCACCAAGCCCUUAGAUAUGAUCAAAGAUGAGGUGUUCUCCAACCAAAAUGAUUUGGAAAGCCCUUUCCAGAGCUUAGCAAGCUCCAGAUAAUAGACACCAAGAUGCUCUGGGAUCCAGGGUUCCAAGACCUCCUUAGACUCACCUGCCCCUCAAGCCACUGUUAUUGGAAAUAUUGGGUCUUACAUAUGGGCUCUGAGGUGCCUAGGCCACCAGCACUUUGGGCCCAAUAUGCUGGUCUAAGUACUCGGAUAGCCCUAUUUCAGUUUCCCUUGGACCUGGAUUUUAAGACCCAAAAUGUUCUGGAAUUUUUGGCUUCCUUCUACCCACAUUCCCUGAUCCCCUAAAGUCUGGGUAGGAGUCUAGCUCAGAAGAUGGGGUAGUCAUGGUAACCCAAGCCUCUCAUCCCUUGGCCCCCAGCUCUUGAGCAACUCCAAGGUACUUUAAGAGCACUGGGUCUGAGACUCAAAGGUAUCAUUGACUCAGGUGCAGGAUUCAAGCCCCCACAACCUUGGGCUUGUUCCAGACCCAAGACCUUGGUCCCUGCAUACCAGAAACACUCAGAUCUGAGAUGCCCUAGGACCUUAGAUUUCAGAUUUCCUUGAAUUCAAUGCUGUUCUAGAUUGAUGAAGCCCCCAGAUGCCUCUCACCGGAUUCCACAGAUCCUGCUUGUGCCACCUCCUUGGGGACUGUUGCCCUAUGGAUUCUGCCAUCCAUAGGCCCAUGGAACCCAGAAGUCCCCAUGAUCCCGGGACUUACCCCUUUAUCCCAGGGGGGCACUCGCACUAGUGAGAACUCAGAUUUCUGGAAAACCAGCACCUCCCAGCAGCUCUGCUGUCCCACCUUUAGGGCCUGGCAUGGCCACAGAGAAUUGUGGAAGCUGACGGCUAAUCAAAGGCAGGCAGCUGCAUGAGUAUGCACACCUGGACUCAUGCCAAUCUGCUGGUCAGGGUGGCCCAUCAAAGGCAGGCCUGCCCUUCUCUGAUUUGCACAACAGUACCUUUUGGGCUGACUAUUGCCCUUUGGGAGUCCCUAUCACCCCUCAACCUUGCAGACUCUUCUUCCAAGCCCAUCCUGCCAUUAACCUUUUCCAUUUCAGUUGGGAGUUGCUUUAGAAAGCUCAAAGCCUGUUUCAUGGCUCUAUCCCCACAUUUUUCUUCUGGAGAGGAGAGUGCCAUGAUCUUUUUGCCUCAAGGAGAAAGUGGUGUCCAGUGUACCUAAGAUCUGGUGUCCUAGAUUGGGGGAUCAAGGUCUCAGAGCCAAGACAUUCUCCCAUAUUUUGUGGGCUUGUGACUUGCAUCUGGCCCUAAGUUCCUGGGCCUGUGCACUUACUUUCCUCAUUACACAGCCUUGGGUGGCCUUGUGGAGGUUCAAGGGAUCAAUACUUGUGCCACUCCCUUUAAAUUAUUAACUAUUGCAUCCGGAACCUGUGAGAUUCAGCUCUCCCAACCAGACCCUGGGAUGGGUGAGAGAAAAUGGGGAAUGGGGGUGUCCCUCCCAUCCCCACUUUGCCCAGCUCUCAUCACUGUCAGACCCACCAGAGCUGAGGGCGGAGGGACUGGGGGCUGGGGCAGCCUGGGUCCCCAUUCCCCUCUCUGUGCCUCGGUCUCCCCCCUUCUGUGGUGGGCGGGGGGAAGCUCCAUUCUUAACCUACCUCGUUUUAAGGAGGGGUGGGAUGGGGGACCAGAGUGCUGUACGGUGCUGUGAGAUCUUCAGAUUAAGCAGUGGGGACCGGGGAAGGUUCCCCAGUCCCCAUCUCCCAGUACUGCCUCUCCCAGGUCCCCCAGCCCUGUUCCCUGCUGAUACCCACCUCUGAUCCAUGAUUACCUUUCAUCACCCCCACAUCCGGGGUGCUUGGAGGGCUGAACCCUGAGAUCCAGGAAGACCUCAGAUCCUGGAGCCCCCAGGCCCAAUUUCCCAGCUGCUUGCCCCUAGAUUGGAUGCUUGGCCCCCAGAUUAGGAGGAGGCGCCCCAACAUUUAUCUUCCUGAUCUUGAUUCCAAGCCAGUCUAUGACCUCAACAUCAUCAUUGUCAGUGCAGGCUGAAGUGGUAGGAGGAUGGGGGCCAAAGACCCAGCCUUGUCAUCAGGGGAGGGGGGCUUGAGAUCUGCUCCAAGAAAUGUCUGUGACAAAGUCUUAGUCUGUGUUCUUUAUUUGUGUUGGUGCGCCCUGUCCACUUGCUUCCCUGAAGUGCCAGGUGUCAAGUAUUCUACAAUUCUUUCCCUCCACAUUCUUUAGUCCCAAGCAGACCAUCUGAGUUUUAUACAUCUAGUCAUUCAACGAAUCUAUUUACUGAACACCUAUCAUGUGCUAAACCUGGCAGCUGGCACCACCAAUGAUAAAUUGGACAACAAACAUUUGAAUAAAGCCCUGCAGAAGGUGAGGGGGUUCUGUUGGUGUGCAGAGGGUGCAGCCAGUGUGAGUUACUAAGGUUGGAGUGUACCUGGAAGAGUUUGAACAACAGU
Molecule: messenger RNA, 4469 nt
Organism: Nannospalax galili (Upper Galilee mountains blind mole rat)
Lineage: Eukaryota; Metazoa; Chordata; Mammalia; Rodentia; Spalacidae
Gene: Spred3
Product: sprouty related EVH1 domain containing 3
Exons: 6
Coding region: 138-1370 (410 amino acids)
Biological process (GO): multicellular organism development; negative regulation of MAPK cascade
Cellular component (GO): membrane
Molecular function (GO): protein kinase binding
Source: RefSeq, a predicted model, not a curated record